GUGGUAAUGGCCAACGGUCGCACUUAAAAUAAGAAAACAUUUGUUUUACACUUCGGAUCCAAGAAAAUAAUUGGCUUAAAUAGACUUUAACGACUGUAAUCAUGAGCACCCCUCGCAAGAACUAUAACAACCUGCCGCCCUAUUGCCCACAAGGCGGCCAGUACCCAUCGCAGUCCGCGGACUACAGAUCGCAGCAAUUCGGUGGCCAGCAGAAGCCACAAAAUCCAAACUUUGGCUUCUACGAGGACAAACAGGGCCAGCAAAAUGUUCCGCAUUUCUACCAGAACAAAUCCCCGCAGGAGCCGCAACGCCAUCGGCCCUACGGUCAGUGCAGGAAUUUCGGACGCGGCGGCAACUUCAAUCGCAGGAACCAACAGAACUGGGAUCAGAAUCCGAGGAACCAACAGAACAGGGAGCACAACCGGAGCGGCGGCUCCUUCGGCCAGUAUUUCCAUCCCUCCAUGCUGGAGGAUCCUUGGCGAGAGCUAAUGGAACGCCACGAGGCCAUCCACGGACCCAGCUCUAGCCUAACUCCACCGAAGGAGGUGGAGGUAUCCUAAAAUGUUUAAUACAAUACUAAGACCUAGUUAAGCCCUGUAGGAUAAUUUCACCAAAGCAAAGUAAGAAUUUUAAUUUUAACUUUUCGAUAUUAAACAAAAGGAUGUGUAAACAUAAAAAA
Drosophila sechellia is the source of this 679-nucleotide messenger RNA. RefSeq names its product M-phase-specific PLK1-interacting protein. The coding region runs from base 102 to 560 and encodes 152 amino acids. NCBI's taxonomy places the organism in Eukaryota, Metazoa, Arthropoda, Insecta, Diptera, Drosophilidae. The transcript has a single exon. The record is from RefSeq and is a predicted model, not a curated record.